Messenger RNA from Zophobas morio, 617 nucleotides. RefSeq names its product large ribosomal subunit protein mL51 (gene mRpL51). Gene Ontology annotation, molecular function: structural constituent of ribosome. Bases 101 to 580 code for a protein of 159 amino acids. The record is from RefSeq and is a predicted model, not a curated record. Gene Ontology annotation, cellular component: mitochondrial large ribosomal subunit. Gene Ontology annotation, biological process: translation. Lineage: Eukaryota; Metazoa; Arthropoda; Insecta; Coleoptera; Tenebrionidae. The transcript has a single exon.
UGACGUUUAUUUGGAGCUGGCCAUUUGACAGUUGACAUUAAUUAAAAAGUAACCUCACAUUUGCAAUGAAGUGAAAAACUACUAACAAAAAUUAAACAAAAUGUUGAACACGUUUAAAUCUCUUUCGACUGGAAUUGGGAAAGUGUGGUUACCUGAAAUAUUACAAGUCCGUUUCCGAUAUCAUGCAGAUAAGGUAGCAAGAGGGCCAUUACUUCGACGGUACGGUUAUGAAGAGCGCAUUUUACAAAGUGGAACUUUGCCUCGAGUAAAAGGUGCCGAGAGAUUAUCUAUGCCAAUGUACAGACCAAAAGACGCUUGGUCUGAAAAAAGAGCCCUAUUUGGACAGAACGAUUACAUAGAUAUCUUGGGUAAUGAACGCCUACACCCUUCAAGGAUUUUAUACAACGUGCCUCCAUGGUUGAGAGGAGUUAAUGGUAACGAAUAUCAGGUGAUGCUUAGAAAAAGAAAAAUGUUGAGUCAGACGGCGUAUCCCAUAGCAAGACCGACGAAAUGGUACCAACUAGACAAACGCAUUAGAUAUUUAUACCAGUUUUUAAAUAGAAAAACAAACACUGUGUAAGUCGGAAUUAGAAAUAAACAGUUUACAACGGUAAAAA